GCUCGUUCCAACGAGAGAAGUGAGCACAUGGACUGCAGAGAAAGAACAGAUUCAGAUGAUUACUGUCUUCUUGCAAAUUCCAUUCUCUGUUCUCUUCACUCUCUGAUUAACUCUACUGCGCUGCUGGUUGUCUACUUCUAAACUUGAACACUGUACAAUAUCCACAAUCACAAUGGCUCAAGCACCAAACAAAGCCCAGGAACGUCUCUCCCAAGUCUCCUCUCACCUUGGUGAAUCCAACGCCAAACCAUCCGUCCUCACGAGAUCCCCUGACGAUGUUGUCGUCACCUGCGCCCUCAGAACUCCCUUCACCAAAGGUGGCAAGGGUCUACUGAAAGACACCGCAGCCGCAGACCUUUUGGCUCUGACCCUCAAGAACCUCCUCGAACGCUCAAAAAUCGACCCCAAUCUCGUCGAAGACAUCGCCACAGGCUGCGUCCUUGCUCCCGGUGGCGGUGCUACCGAAUACAGAGCAGCGGCCCUGGUCGCGGGAUUCCCAGACUCAACAGCCGUUAAGUCCCUCAACAGACAAUGUUCCAGCGGACUCCAGGCAUGCGUUGAUAUCGCCAACGCCAUCAAAGUCGGCAUGAUCGACAUCGGAAUCGGCUCCGGCGUCGAGAGCAUGUCCUCACAAUACGGUCCCGGUGCGGUCACCGAAUUCUCGGAACUGCUGGAAAAUCACAUGCAAGCUGCAAACUGCAAGGUUCCCAUGGGCGUCUUGUCAGAGCAAAUGGCCAAGGACAGAAAAGUCACGCGUGCAGACCAGGACGCUUUUGCCGCCAGCUCAUACCAGAAAGCACUCAAGGCGCAAGAGGCAGGUCUAUUUGAUGAAGAGAUCGCUCCUGUGACCGUCAAGUACACCGACCCGAAGACGGAGGAAGAGAAGACCGUGACAGUGACCAAAGACGACGGCGUCAGACCCGGCAUCACGGCUGAAUCUCUGGGCAAGAUUCGCGCUGCAUUCGCCAAAGACGGAUCCAUCCACGCUGGCAACGCCAGCCAAGUGUCCGAUGGUGCAGCCGCCGUGCUAUUAAUGAAGCGCAGUACCGCCGAGCGUCUGGGUCAACCUAUUCUCGGUAAAUUCGUCGCUUCAUCCGUGGUCGGUGUGCCGCCGCUACUAAUGGGUAUUGGACCCUGGAAGGCUAUUCCUGUGGCGCUGGAAAAGGCUGGCGUAUCUAAGGAUGAGGUCGAUAUCUACGAGAUCAAUGAGGCGUUUGCUAGUCAGGCUGUCUGGUGUGUGAAGGAGCUUGGGUUGGAUUUCGAAAAGGUCAAUCCUAAGGGCGGUGCGAUCGCCUUUGGACAUCCUCUGGGCUGUACUGGUGCGAGACAAGUGAGCACAUUGUUCACUGAGCUCAAACGGACGGGCAAGAAGAUUGGAGUUACGAGUAUGUGUGUUGGAACUGGAAUGGGUAUGGCUGCCGUUUGGGUUGCGGAAUAGAAAAGAGUAUAGUCUUGAUCUCCUGGUGGACUGAGCAUACUUGGCGUCUCUGCACUUCAUUCUCUAUAUGUAUGCAUAGGAUAAACCUUUUGUGUCUUCCUAUGCAAAGGCUCAAUAUACCCUGAUACGUCCGGUCCGUCGAAUCUUUGCUUGCGUCAUUCGCUCUCCCUUCUGAAGCUGAGCAGUAGCUGCACAGGGUCAAGGGGCGGUAUGUACCACGGUACUACUGCGCUAAAAGGGUUGAAAUAUUGAUUACAGCACCCGAGGGCAAUGCCUUGCAUGGCACUGGCU
Molecule: messenger RNA, 1729 nt
Organism: Exophiala viscosa
Lineage: Eukaryota; Fungi; Ascomycota; Eurotiomycetes; Chaetothyriales; Herpotrichiellaceae
Product: acetyl-CoA acyltransferase
Exons: 2
Coding region: 173-1438 (421 amino acids)
Biological process (GO): phenylacetate catabolic process; fatty acid beta-oxidation
Cellular component (GO): peroxisome
Molecular function (GO): acetyl-CoA C-acyltransferase activity
Source: RefSeq, a predicted model, not a curated record